Molecule: messenger RNA, 5392 nt
Organism: Lineus longissimus
Lineage: Eukaryota; Metazoa; Nemertea; Pilidiophora; Heteronemertea; Lineidae
Product: choline transporter-like protein 1
Exons: 17
Coding region: 120-2120 (666 amino acids)
Biological process (GO): transmembrane transport
Molecular function (GO): transmembrane transporter activity
Source: RefSeq, a predicted model, not a curated record
CUCUUAAAUAUUGGGGCCUGGUUAUCAAAACCCCCCAUAAAAACCGAUUUUGCCUGCAAUUGUACGGUAAAUGACCGAUGCUUUUGAUCGGCUGCCACAUUUGAUCCUAGUCUUUUACGAUGUGUGGAUGCUGCCGUUCGGAGGACACCAAGCCUGAUCCAGAUGAGGCUGAUGGUACCACUCCCAGGAACCCCCUCAGGAACCGAGGAUGUACAGAUAUCCCCAUGCUCCUAAUCUUCCUGGCAUUUAUCGCUGGAUUGAUCUACAUCACUGCAUUUUCAAUCGUCAACGGGAACUUUCGGCGUCUCGUGUACGGAUAUGACAGCUAUGGCGACACCUGUGGGAGUGAGAAUACACAGAUUAUCAACGUUUCGCUCAGCGGGAAAGAUCUACGUCACAAAAACUAUCUCUUCUACAUGGACGUGCUCUACCCAAAGACGUCCAUGUGCAUAUGCGUAUCCAAAUGUCCCGAUGCUUUCCUCACGGACAUCGUCGCUGUCAAGGCGUUUUCAAAUCGCACCGGGUCGAAGCUGUGUGACUACCACUUGCUUAGGGAUGAAUACACUCCUGACAAGCAGAGUAAGAGGGGCCCUUGCCCACUGACGCCAAUAUUUGAAAGUGGGCCCGUCUUGUUCCGAUGUAUACCUAGUCCAACUGCUCUACUGAAUAACGUUACCCGUCAAGCGUGGAAUGAUAUAAUAGGUUUUAUAAACGAGAGUGGAGUGUUCCAAAAAGUAUUAGCUGAUCUUUAUACAAGCUGGCCCGAGAUGUUGGGCUUGUGCUUCAUUGCUCUAGUCUUGAGUCUUCUAGUUUCGUUGUUCAUACGUUUUGUGGCUGGUAUGAUUAUCUGGUUCGUCAUGGUCGGAUCAGCGGUAGCCUCAACUAUCCUGACUGGUGUGCUGUGGUGGGUAUAUGUUGUCUACAGGAACAAACUGAAUGAGGAGGAGAAGAUGAAGGUGCCAUUGCUGGACGUCGAGAUUAGUAAUGAAAAAGCAUUCUUAGCAUUCUCAAUCAUUUCUACAAUAUUGACGGUGGUUCUCCUCUUGAUCAUCAUCGUGAUGAGGAAGCGGGUCGCAUUGGCCGUCUCCUUGUUCAAUGAAGCUGGACGGUGUCUCUCGGACAUCCCGUGCCUACUGUUCCAACCUCUGUUCACCUUCCUCAUUCUCAUUGCCUUCCUCAUCUACUGGGUGAUCGUGCUUGCCUUUAUCUCCACUGCAGAUUACCCUGUGAUUGACAAAAUCACUGGAUAUGUCAAAUAUGAGGACCAGGCUCCAAUACAGUACAUGUGGUGGUAUCACAUCGUGGCACUUAUCUGGAUAUCUGAGUUCAUCCUUGCCUGUGAGGAACUAGUCAUUGCUGGCUCGGUCGCACAAUGGUAUUUUACCAGGUCAAAGAACGAUGUGAGCUGCCCAAUAGGAAAGUCGAUAUGUCGUCUGAUAACUCACCACAUAGGAUCAGCAGCUUUUGGUGCAUUUAUUAUAACUCUGGUCAAAAUACCAAGAAUGAUACUCAUGUACCUGUCGAAAAAACUGAAAGGCAAACAGAACAAAUGUGCUGAGUUCUGUAUGAAGUGCUGCAUAUGCUGUUUGUGGUGCCUGGAGAAAUGUCUCAAAUACCUCAACAGGAAUGCCUACAUCAUCAUUGCUAUUGAGGGUCACAGUUUUUGUACUUCUGCCAAAAAGGCAUUUGAAACGUUAGUGUCUAAUGUGUUACGUGUAGCAGCGAUCAACGGUGUAGGCGACUUUGUACUAUUCUUGGCCAAAAUUUCAAUCAUGGCUUCCACAUCUGCCAUAGGAGUGGUCAUAUUUAGGCUGAGACCUGAUCUUCACUAUUACGCUGUUCCAGUGUUACUGUGUUGUAUCUUUGCCUAUUUGGUUGCUAGUGUCUUCUUGUCGGUCUACGAGAUGGUUAUUGAUGCGUUAUUGCUGUGUUUCUGUGAGGACUGCCAGAUUAAUGACGGUACCCCCGGACGAGAAUACUACAUGAGCUCAUCCUUAAUGGAAUUUGUGAAGAAGACCAGCUCUAAACUGGACAAACUUUCUCGGAAGAAGCGCGAUUCCCCCGACGGUGCUGGGGAGAAUCUUCACCCAGACAUGACAGAGGAAAAGACGUCUGUUUGAGCACUCUACAGAACAAUAUCAAUCUCAGUUUUACCAAGAGAGAUGCCGCUGUGAAUGGCACAAUCGAUGGACUGUUGGUGUCAUCUGUAUCCAGUUCCUGGGACUCUUAGUCGUAAGGGCAGGAUCAAUUGACAUUAACCUCUCUGAUGAACCUUUCCUUGAAACCCUGAAUAGAAUUUAGGCUAGGUUUACAUACAGUUCGCAGUAUCACUUGUAAUGAGACACUUUUAGAAUAAAGAAGUCAUUUCAACGGAUCCACAAUGUCAGUUCGUUCUCAGCUCAAGUCGUGUCAUGUUUUCAAGCCAAAAUCUAUUAAGGAACUGCUUGUAGCUUGUGACAAGUGUCAUGUGACUCUUGAACCGUGACAACGUGAAUUCUAUGUAAACCCAGCAGCCCUGCCUGUAUAAAAGUGUCCGUUAGAUUAUCAUCAGAAUGUGACCAAGUACAUUUGUACAUUCAUUUGCUCAUUUUAAAAGACGGACACUGUAAGAUGUUGUUGAACAGCACAAUGGCCUUUUAUAAAGUGAUGUAUUUUGUAUGAAUGUUUUGUUGUAUUGUGUAAGAAGAAAACCUAACGUGUACUUUUGAUGUAUAAUUCCAGUUGUAGUGGGCCAUCCUUUCAGUAGAUUGUUUGGGUAAGGUUAAAACCUAACUGAGUGUGAAAUUAUUUCAUAGAGCCGAGGGCCAACUUAUCACGAAAUUCAUCAAUGAUGUAUGUAUUGGCAGAUAUUACAAAAAGUGGGCCUAUAGGCUGGACUAGGGGGGGUCAGAUUGGAGGUUUACAUGUGAAUACAUGUAAUAUGCACAGUUGUGGAGCUAGGCCUGGUCUGACUUGGUGAGAAAAGUAUACCUUGCAGAUUCGUGUGAUCCUUGAAGCUUCGAAAUGAAGAUUACACAAAGCCCGGAAAAUAACAGUUUUGUAAAUAAACUUCACUUUAUUGCAAUGUAACUCAUGACACUGGCAGCGGUAACAUAUAGCUACAUCAUGUAUAGUAUUCUUUGGUAUGAGGUCAUGUUGACAGUAAACCCUGAAAUUUUCACGAUUGCACUUUCAAAUGCCAACUUAAAAAUCAUGAAAAUUAACUGUCAUGUUUUAACCAUAGAUAUCAAAUCUACCACCAAGUGAAAUGAGACAGUCACGGUCUUCAUGCAGUCUUGGGGUACCGAAUUUCGAAUACAGAAUACCUUUGUGUACAUGUAUUGUGUAGCUUCAUGUAACUGCUGUCUAACCAGUGCAAAUUGUUAUACUGUUUUGUAUUGUUGCUUAUUUGUUAUAUUAUUUUAAAAUGCAUGCGUUAUCUUUAACAAAAAAUAAGCAGCAGUGAAUUGUCAGUAUUGUUUUAAGGUGUGUACUAACUUGAUUUUGUUUCAAUUUCUUCAGGAAGUCAAUCAUGAAAUCAAUCGUAAUCACCUCUGAUAUGUCCUACAGGCAGCCAGAGGGAUUUCGUUUUUACACAACUGAGAUAAAAAUUACUUCGACUAAUCUUUUCAACCACUGUUUUUCUGUGGCCAUCUUCUGGGCUUGGAUUUGCCAUUCCUGUCACUCCAGGAUGCCUUAGUAAUGAGUCGUAUGCUCUUGGUACAAAAUGGUUGCUCUCGUCUCUCUUCUAGUUGUGCUUUCAAAAAUGUUAGUCAGUGUAAUAUUCCCUGAGUUGUGUAAAAUCGAAAUCCCUCGGAAUAUAGUCUAACCAACUGGAUGAAAUCAUUCAAAGGACUGCAAGUACUGUUGGGGGGGGGGGGGGGGGUAUAGAGGAGAUACUGGGAGUACAUUCUAAAAUGGUUGCCGGUAGAUAAUGUUUUUCAAUGAUACUUUUUUCUAGUCGAUGAGGUUAUGCAUGUAUAACAAUCCAUUAUUUCAAUAUCCAAUGAACUUUUUUGUAUAAAGUUGUCUAGAAAAUAUUUUGAACUUAGUCUUUAUUGCUAAUGCUAAGUCUUGUCUUUCAUUGAGCUUUAAGCUUUGUUUUGUACAGUCGUAGAUUUUUAGACUCAUUUGUAGCUGCUUUACCUUGGUGCUUCUUCUUAACUGUUGUUAGUUUAGCUGUAACAGUUUAAAAUUGAUUUACGGGAACUUUGACUUUUUGUCCCUAUAAUAAGGAUGUUGCACUAAAUUAAUGAAAAUGACUCCAAGUUGAUUAAUAGACUAUCAAGCCAAGAAUCCUCAUCCCGGGAGGAUAACAAUUCCAUUUUGUCAUGUUGUGUGCCAGAUAUAGAUAUCUGGUCCAGAUACUAUAGAUCCAUGCACUUGAUUGGGACCAACGUUUACGAAGACGUCGCGUCUCGUCACGUUACAGUAAUGUAAAAUGCAUGGUGACGUGACGACGGCCAACACUACGUCAUGUAAACGUUGUUCCCAAUCAAGUGCAUGAAUCUAUAGUAGACAGGUCAGAAUCAUAACAGACUUGCAGAUGAAAUUUGAACAUUUUUGUUUGAAAGUACCAUUUCCUGUCCACGAAAUAAAAUGAACAAUCAUGUCAUUGAAACAAUUUUUUGAAUUUGCUUGAUACUUGUUAUCAGACAGAUUUCUAUUUUAUCAUUAUCUUUACUGCACACAUGUAGAUUUACGCUGUAGUUAGGUUAAGGAUGUUGAGAAAUUGUUCACAUUGCUCUCAUUUCUGAAGUUGCUCUUGCAAAUGAGAGCUUUUAGAAGUUUAAACAAUUUCUUAAUGAUAAUGAACCAUACCUUUGCAUUUUGUGUGACUAUCAAGCAAUAUUUUGGUAAAUAUUGUCGUUUUAGCAAGAUAUGUGCCGAAUCUAAUAUUUUAUACCAGGUGUGUUUGUAAGUUAUGUAUAUAUUAUGGUCACUGGAUGUAAAUGUAGUCAACUAUGUAAUAACAUGAAUAAGGGUAAAGGUUGGUCUUCUCAAUAAUCAUAGUGGGUAUCUAAGUGAGUGGGUUAUUGCUAGAAAAGAACACUCACAAGAUCUGUGUACUUAAUUUUCUGUCGUGAAAAUCAACCUUUGCCACAAGGGAUUGUGUACAAAUAAAAAUCAUUCCGACUGAUCCUAAAUCUGCAUUUUUAUGGUGAGGGGGUCUGAUGAAUUUGGUUCUCUAAGAUUUUACAAUGUUUUUAAUUGUACAUAAUCCCCGAGAGUCUCUAUGACAAGAUAUUGUAGCCUAACUAAGCCUUUAGCUGGCUGAGCUUAAGUCUAAUCAUGUAACUGCAUGGACAGUUGUUCUUAUGCUUGUAACUGAAGUUGUUAUGUCUUGCAUGUAUUUCAACUACCAUGGUAUUUUUGUAAGCCUAUGUCAAUAAAACUUUAUAAAAUUGAGAAA